Molecule: messenger RNA, 11061 nt
Organism: Callithrix jacchus (white-tufted-ear marmoset)
Lineage: Eukaryota; Metazoa; Chordata; Mammalia; Primates; Cebidae
Gene: ANKS1A
Product: ankyrin repeat and sterile alpha motif domain containing 1A
Biological process (GO): ephrin receptor signaling pathway
Cellular component (GO): cytosol
Molecular function (GO): ephrin receptor binding
Source: RefSeq, a predicted model, not a curated record
AGUAGCCAUUUUCUCCACAGACCUUGGCAGUCUGGCUCCUUCCUGGCUCAGGCUUUCCUCUAACACAGAAGACAGACGUUCGGGGGUGGGAGAGGUCAGCUUCAGACCACAUUAUGCUCCUACAAUUCAGUCUCCAAUAUCUAGACAGCCCCAUCUUGCUAUUAUUUUUAGAGCCAUGACUCCUUUUACAUAUGGGAGGGGAAAUGGUACAAAAUGAAUUUUAAAGCUUCCUAUUAUGAAAAUUUUUUAGAUGAACAAUCAUCAUUUAUUCACUGUUUUAUGGGCUUUCUUAUAUUGGCUUAGAUCGGAGUCUAUCUCAGCACUUACUGUGAGCUGGACCUUCAGCCAGGUGCUUUAUGUACAUGAUAUCUUUUAAUUCACACGACCCUGGACAAGAGGCAGUAUCAUCCUCAUUUUCAUCCACUUUAAAUGGAAGCUUGCGAGGUGUGAUGGCUCACAUCUGUAGUCCCAGCACCUUGGGAGGCCAAGGCAGGAAGAUCACUUGAGCCCAGGAGUUUGAAACCAGCCUGGGCAACAUAGUGAGACCCCCAACUCUACAAAAAAUAAAAAAUAGCUGGGUACAGUGGCUCAUGCCUUUGAUCCUAGUACUCUGGGAGGCCAGGCCAAGGUGGGCAAAUCACGUGAGUCCAAGAGUUUGAGUUCAACCUGGACAACAUGGCGAAACCCCUCCUUUACAAAAAAUAGCAGUUGUCUCUGCAGCUUCCAAGGCAGCUCUAGUCUCAUCCAUGACAGUGGCAGAGCAUUGGGUUAGACCAGGGGUCUCGGACUCGUAGCAUGCAUGUGAAUCGCCUGGGAGGGUUGACUGUGCCGUUUCCUCUUCCCACAGCUCCCUGCGCCUCAGUUUACUUUGUCAUUUACCAUUCUUACACUAUGUCACUGCUACUUUGAUCAUUCUUUCUAAGCCCUAGUAGUGAGGUCAGCUUCUGUUUUCUUUGUUUGAAACAGGGAAUGGGGAGGCUAUCUGAGCUGUUUUCUCUGAUAAUAGGAUUGCGCUGUGUUGCUUUCUCAGGUGAGAUGCUCUUAAAGGUGCCUCUCAGAGCAGGUCUCACACCUCUUCCCCCAAGCAUCCGAAGAUGGUCUGGGCACCGGAGCAUCCAGGCUGAAAGCAGCCCAGCCAGGAGCCUGGCCUCUCACCCUCAUGGAAAUGCCUCUCUGCACUGAAGGGGCGGAACUUCUUGCUCACUUGGGAGGCUCCAUCCGGGAUUGACCUGUCAGUCUCGAGUGGCAUCUCUGGUUCUUCCAUGGGCUUCUGUGGUCCUGACAGGAAGUCAAAUGGGUGGACUUUGAGUGUGCACAUCAGGGAAAAAGGAUCAUGGGAGACCACAGGGCCUGGUGGGGAUGGCCUGGUCUCUGGAGCCUCACAGCCCUGGGUUCAAAUCUUGGCUAUAGAGACGUACAUGUCUUAGCAAGUCACUUAAUGUCUCUGCACCCUUCACCCCUCAUCUGCAACCUUUGGAUAAUAGUGUCAACCUCACAGGUUUGCUGUGAAUGAGUAGUAGAUAGAAAUACUUCAGCUAAAGAGAUAUUCAAUAAAUAGUAACUGUUUUUUUUUUGAGAUGGAGUCUCACUUGUCACCCAGGCUAGAGUACAAUGGCAUGAUCUUGGCUUACUGCAACCUCUGCCUCCUGGGUUCAAGCAGUUAUCCUGCCUCAGCCUCCUAAGUAGCUGGAAUUACAGGCACGUGCCGUCAUGCCUGGCUAAUUAUUAUAUUUUUAGUAGAGACAGGGUUUCACCAUGUUGGUCAGGCUGGUCUCAAACUCCUGACCUCGUGAUCCACCUGCCUCAGCCUCCCAAAAUGCUGGGAUUAUAGGCGUGAGCCACUGUGCUGGGCCCUAUGUUCCUUUUUGUCCGUGAAAUCAUGCUUUACUCAUAUCGAGAAACCUAGAUGACAGAGGCUUCUGCUCCCUGGCUAGUCUCCCUCCAUCAGCUGUCUUGGUUCCUGGAGCCACCGUCCCCUCCACAGCAGUGUUUCCCUGGGUUCUAGCAGAGAGGGCUGAGCUGGGCUUGGUCCAUUUUUAUCAGUCUUGGGUUAUGCUGGAGUUUGCAGAGGUGGCUUUUCUGUCUAAGUUUGUGGAUCUGUUUUUAGGAUCUGUUUCUUUCAGUCAGUCAAACAAUCUCAUGCUCUGUUGUCAUUUACAGGCUUUUCCAAGGGUUGAGUGUUUAUAGGAAAUAGAUGUUCAGGACUGAGACAAACACUGUUACCAUUUUCAAAGCAGUGCUUUGACAACAGGGAUGGGAUGGAUAGCAGUGAGUUCCAUGGAGGAUGCUUUCUGCUUUCUGCGUACAAGGAGCAGGAGCCAAAAUCACUUGCAUGCGCUUGAGAGCUGGGAGUCAGAAACAGCCAUUGCCUCUUGGAUUUGCUAAGCCAGGCAAUGUGGCAGCACCUCAGGAAGAGCCCUCCCCUUGGAAGUGUGAAUGCCGAGCUUUCCCGUGACGUCUGGUCUCCUGUCUGAUCCCACCUACCAGUUCUUGUUCUCCCAUAAACCCAUAUGAGUGUUGUGAGGCAGUCUGCCUCUACCCUUGGGUUUCUGGAUCCCAGCACAGUCUUGGUUUAGUAGUCAUUUUCGUGAACCAUCCUCUAUAGUACAGCCUGGGAAAGUCAAGAGCAGGCACAUGUGGGGGACCACCUAAACAGAGGGUUCAUCCGCCCGUGCUGCAGAACGCCAGGCUGCUGUGUCUGCACCACUGCCAGGCUCUGAAACAUAGAAAGGAUGGGCUCAGGCCUGCCUGUGAACCCUGUCUGAUGGGUCAGGAGAGGUAUUUCUCCAGGAUCUCAGGGAGUACCAUCUUCAGCUCAGACCAAAACAGAAUCACGGUUUAUUUUGACUUGUCAGUAUCAGGGUUCAGAUUGUCCUUGGGUUGGGUUUCAGGAUCAGAGAGAAAAGAUCUGGGCUCUGGGGUCAGCAGUCUGGGUGGAGGAAGAAGAGGCCCUCCAGCCGGCAUCCCUGCAGCAAGUGUGGGAUUGCUCAACAUCACUGGUUUUGCAGAGGUGCCCACACCCUUACCUGAAGGGCACGACCAUAGCAUUAGAGUCUCAGGCCUGUUUUAGGGCCAUGGGCCCCUAGGUUGUCACCACUGGAGCUAGUUAGCUGAAUCCCCAACAGAAGCGUUUACAGCUAACUCAUCCCUGUGCCAACUGCCAUUCUCAGGAAUCCAGGAGGGUGACCUUUCCCUCCUGGCCCAGGCCACUUUGGCUUCUGUCGACAGAGACCUCCAUCAAGCAGAAGGGAACUUGCUUGGCUGUCUUCUGAUAGAGCCAGCCAUGUUAGAUGUUGAGUAGCUGGUCAAGCAGGACCCUUCUGGGGCCUGAUGAGAACUCUUUCUUUGCCAGGGCUCAUCUACAGACUAUCAGGAUACCAGUAUCUCCCAGCAUAUUUAGAGGAUGAUGUGUAGUCCCUGGACUUAUGUCCCUGUACCUGUUUUAUCUUUUUUGCCCCUCUGCAUCUGUACUUGCGAUUUGGGCCUGAUUUCCACACGUCCUUGGCCAUUGCUCUCCUCCCCCAGAGUGUGAGUGGCCGGCUCUGGGGAUGGGGCUCUUCCGCUGGGCUCUAACAGGCCCCAAGAGAAAUCUGUCUCUAAUUUGUUUGGUAUACUCACCUAGGGAACAUCAAGUGUAAUGGCCUUAUUUCAUUGCCUGUUUUUAUGAUGAAGCAUAGUCAUUCCAAAGUGGCAAGUUGGGACGGCGAGGGGUCACUUACCUGUGGGCUAUGCCCUUUGGGGCUGGUCAUUCCUUUGUUCUAUCCUGGCUGUCCUGGAAACUGGGAGCGGUCCCUCUCUAUUCUUCCUGACAAGCUGUUUCCAGCCCCUGGAACUGGAAGUAAAGUUUCACAUCUCCACCCUUCAUACGCAUUUGUGCAGCCAACAUCAGAUAGUGGGAAAUCUGUCAUUUUGCUAUGAUGCUAGUGCUGCUGUCUCCUUCUCCCUCAGCAGCCACAGCAGCAGCCACUUCUGCUCCGAUGUGAUGUCCGAUCCCUGAUGUAUUUUCCUGAGCUUGGAAGGGGGAGGGCGAGGAGGGGAGGAAGGGGAGGGCCAGACAUUACGAGAGUGAGCAAGGACUGUGGAGCCAGCAGCAGGCAGCGUGGAGCCCAGGAGCCUUUAGACAAAGCAUUCUGCUGCGGCUCUUGUCAGCGCGCACAUCCUCCGGCAGCAGGCAGGACCACAGCUGCCCGGCUGGGGGAUUACAAGCAAGAAUGAAUCAGCACCCGGGGACACUUGACUUCAUGGGCAUACGAGAACCUGCCGCUUAGGUUCCUGGAGCAGAUUUCCCCAUUCAGGAGCAGGGAGCUCAAGUAUUCCCCCAGACUCGGCAUCUUGGAGGGCUGCGGCAGCGUGCAUCCAGAAGGCCCCCGGGUCCCUGACACCAUCUGUUCUGCAGGAGACAGAGGAGAGGGAGUGGAGGCUGGCACAGUUGGUACCAGGGUCUUGUAGAUAACCAAGCAAGUUGUCAUUGUCCUGCCCCAAGGGACAGAAAGUACCUGGGAACGGCAGAAUGACUUUCACCGUGUCAAGAGUUCACUGGAGGUGAUGUUUUUAUAGUUGGUUCUUCUUUUUCCUUCCUUGUACCUCUUUUUCCUCCUCUUCUCUUUUUUCCUUCUUUCAUCUGUUCUUGCCCACAAGAAUCAGAGAAGUAGGUUGGGGUUCAGACAUCCAGCUCAGAACAUCCAAGGUCUGCCAGAAAGGGCCGAACUUCUGUCCUCCCUGCGCCACUACAAUCCCUAUCCAGACGGAGGAGCAAAUAGAUGUCCUCCCUUCCCUGCUCAUCCUUGGAGGAGAACGUCAAGAUCCGGAGACCCUGGGAUGACUGUUGCUGUCUUCAUCGCUCAGCCGAAGAGAGAGCAGCGCAGGACGUGAAUAGACUUAAGCUACCACAGCUCAGCUGACAGAGGACCACUUCCUUUUUCUAUCGCUUUUAUCUGGUUGGGUUUUGUCUUCUUUAGCCAAGAACUGAAUGUGCCUGCCUGCUGUCCACCUGAGCAGGCAGGUGAGUCACAGGAACAGCUACUAUCAGAAGACGAAAAUGAAUGCCCAGCUCCUGAAAACCAGCCCAGCCCAAGAAGGCAGCACUUCAGACAGCGCACUGGCCCAGGAGACGCCCUGCUCGCCAGCCGCCAGAGUCUAGCUGUGGACCGGGCUCCUGGCCCGCUCGCCGCUUAGCCUGGCGGAAUGCGAUGCUGCCGUCCCAGCAGAGCCACACCUGAGCCCGACCCUGCGAGACCUGGCCCAUGUGCCCCAUUCAGCCCCUUGCUGCCUUGAACCUCUGAGUACAAAGGGCCAGUGGCCAUGGUUUGCUUAUUCCGGGACUGCUGGGGGAAAACAAGUUCGCGGACGCUGGAGCAGAGUGUCGGGGAGUGGCUCGAGUCGAUUGGGCUGCAGCAGUAUGAGAGCAAGUUGCUUCUGAAUGGCUUUGACGAUGUCCGCUUCCUGGGGUCUAACGUGAUGGAAGAACAGGACCUGCGGGACAUCGGCAUCAGCGACCCACAGCACCGGCGGAAGCUGCUCCAGGCCGCACGUUCCCUGCCCAAGGUGAAAGCUUUGGGCUAUGACGGGAACAGCCCCCCUUCGGUGCCCUCCUGGCUGGACUCCCUGGGGCUGCAGGACUAUGUCCAUUCCUUCCUGUCAAGUGGUUACAGCUCCAUUGACACCGUGAAGAACCUCUGGGAGCUGGAGCUCGUCAACGUCCUGAAGGUCCAGCUGCUCGGCCAUCGCAAGCGCAUCAUCGCCUCCCUCGCAGACAGGCCAUACGAAGAGCCACCGCAGAAGCCCCCCAGGUUCUCCCAGCUGAGGUGCCAAGAUUUGCUCUCCCAGACGUCAUCCCCGCUGAGCCAGAAUGAUUCCUGUACCGGGCGGUCAGCAGACCUGCUGCUACCUCCAGGGGACACAGGCAGGAGGCGUCAUGACAGUCUCCAUGACCCCUCGGCACCCUCCCGAGCAGAGCGCUUCAGGAUCCAGGAGGAGCACCGAGAGGCCAAGCUGACCCUGCGGCCCCCCAGCCUGGCAGCCCCCUACGCCCCAGUGCAGAGUUGGCAACACCAGCCAGAGAAACUCAUCUUCGAGUCCUGCGGUUACGAAGCCAAUUACCUGGGCUCCAUGCUGAUCAAAGAUCUUCGAGGGACAGAAUCCACACAGGACGCCUGUGCAAAGAUGCGGAAAUCCACCGAGCACAUGAAGAAGAUCCCCACCAUUAUCCUGUCCAUCACAUACAAAGGUGUCAAGUUCAUCGAUGCCUCCAACAAGAAUGUCAUCGCAGAGCAUGAGAUCCGGAACAUUUCCUGUGCCGCCCAGGACCCAGAGGACCUCUGUACCUUUGCCUACAUCACCAAGGACCUGCAGACCAGCCACCACUAUUGCCAUGUGUUCAGCACGGUGGAUGUGAACCUGACCUACGAGAUCAUCCUGACGCUGGGGCAGGCCUUUGAGGUGGCCUAUCAGUUGGCCCUGCAGGCCCAGAAGUCCAGGCCGACGGGCGCCUCUGCAGCUGAGAUGAUGGAAACAAAAUCUUCCAAACCGGUGCCUAAGCCUCGGGUCGGCGUGAGGAAAUCCGCACUGGAACCACCCGAUAUGGACCAAGAUGCCCAAUCCCAUGCCAGUGUCUCCUGGGUUGUGGACCCCAAACCAGACUCUAAGCGGAGCCUCAGCACCAAGUAUGAGACCACUAUCUUCUAAAACAACCCACUCCCUGUCUCCACUAGUCUCACUGUGCCUUUGCCAUCCGAUCUUUCUGCUGUCCUCAACUCUCUCCUUCCAGCUGCUGACGCCACGGCCCCACCUGCACUGGGACCGGCUCCUCCCGGGCGGGCAGCAGCUUAGACGCUGUACCCUCGCAGCUCUCGCACCUACCACCACUGAACACUGUGAAUUCUCCCCCUUGGGCUGAGGACAGCUUGGGGGGGUGAGUUGCCUUUGAGGUGGGCACCAAGAAGGCUCCAGGGGCCUGUUGCACCCCAGAAGCCUCCACAGGCAGGCACUGUGAACUCUGACGGGCAGGGUGGUCUCCAGAAGAAUCCCAAUGGCACUGAUAGCUCCCUGGGGUUGGGCUGGGCUCUGUGCGGCGCCCUCCUUCUGUCUGCUGUACUGAGCCACAGCUGGGCACCGCUGCCAAGAGCUGACUGUCCUCACCUCUCCUGAAACAACCAACCACUGUGACCACCCAGUGCCAGAGUCCCCACCACUCUGCUCACAGCCGGCCUGCAGCCUCCCGCUGUCCUCCACUGCUCUGAGGUGCUGGCCUCACUCUCACGGCCAGGCCCUUGUGAGACCUUGAGCUCAGUGAUGUGGCUUGACCAGGGACAGACUGCUUUCUGUCAGGGCCCAAGAUAAUGCGCCAGACCCUUGGGCCUGUGCUGACUGCCCCGCUUGGGGCUCUGGGUAUCUGAACACUCACAGGCUGGCUCACACAGCAGGUGCCUCAGUCCUGAUGAGUCUUCCCCUCUAAGGAGCGAGGUGGCACGUGUGUGGGUGGCCCCUCGUAUCUUCGCUACGGAGUCUCAAGGCCUGGAAACCUUGGGCCUGGCUCUGGAGUCUAGCCCACUGAGGAGGAAGGCCUUCCAAAGGACCAGCGAGGAGGCGGCCUGUGCCCUGCAUGCACGGUGCACCUUCUUCCCUCACAGAACAGAGCCGCUGGAGGACGGGCCUACAUAGAGUGGCCUCCAUGUCCUCCAUGAGUUUUCUGACAUGCUCCACAGUGGGGGAUCACAGAUAGUCAGCGCCGUCCAGUGCACCCCUGACUGCCUCCCUCAGCCUCCUGACUCCUCCGAGAGGAGAGGCUGUCCCCUCACAGCAGCUCAGCAGCUGGGAUGGUGGAGCUGAGUCUCUGAAGAGGCCCUGCAUUCUCCAGUGUGGGCAAAUCAGUUUGGAUGGCAGGAGACAGGAAGGAAGCGGUGUUGUAGGCAGCCGUGCACACGUAACAGAGUCCACUAGGAAAGCCGGUCGGCCACGACAGUCAAACCCAAGUCGAUAAAUGGGGUGGGUCCUGCGUACCCGCCCAUCCUUGUGCCUUCCUGAGCAGACUGGCUGAGCCAGAGGUGGCUGGGGGCUGCAGGCCGUGGGUGCUCUGAGCAGGUGUGGAGGGCACCUGGGGAGGCUGUGAGGGAUCUUCUGUCCUGCUUUGUUUCCUUUCCAUUUCCUCCACCAUCUGCAGGCCCCAUUGGUUAACCCUUUCCUCCCCCCAUUGUUUGCUUCUGCCAAGCUGAGCCACAGAGGAACCACACUGUGCUGCGGAAACAUAGACGUGGGUGCACAGGCUCCCACCACCGCUGCCACCGCCUCACCUGCAGCUUUGAAGACCCAGGCCUCACCUCCGCCUGCAGGACAUCCUCUUGGCCACUUGGCCUGGGCCUGCCACCACCACGUCUUGCAGAGUGAGCCCUGCCUUGGCUGCGGAGAAGCACUCCAGGCCGCUAGCAGAUGGGACUGGCAUUCCAGAGGGUCAAGAAAGUGACUUGUUCAGAACACAUUGUUUUUAAUAGAAAAAAAAAAAUCUUUUUAUAAAAUGAACUUUUAACACUUGGCUCAAACCUCUAGGUCAUACUGCCAAUCUUUAGACAAAUGGCCAUUGGGCAGAGGACAAGGGAGCUGAGGUUGGUUCAGAGGCCAGUCUGCACAGUCUCUGUCCUCAGGAUGGGACUGGGUGGGUCUGAAGAGAAGGCGGUGGCCUGUGGGUGAGGGGACUAGAGCAGGCCCCGGCAGAAUUGAGUAGAGUGAGUCUGCUUUUCAAACCCAACCAGGUCAGCUGCUGCUCUUUAUGAACUGCCCAACUUCCUGUCCCCAUCAGGGGCUGGACACAGGCUUCUCGCAAGAACACAGCCUUAAAGGCACCUGGGCAAAACAGAGGUCUCUGGUCUGUUUCUGGGGUUCCUGAUGGGAAGGUUCAGUGACCAAAUGAAGAUGUGUGCAGUUUCUGGUGCUGGGAAGUCUUAGCCAGUGCCAGAGUGCCAGGCCUCUACCUGGCCUCUCACCUGUCAGUGACUGGAGGACUGCCCUGGGCUGGCCGGCCACAGGCUGGCUGGUGCUGUACUACCUGUAGUGUGUCAGAGAACAGGAAAAGCAGCUUUGUUUGGGGCAUUAAUAUUUGGGGUAGGUCAGCUAAGGUUGCUACUUGCCAAUAUGUGAUUUGUCUAAUCAGCCUGUGUGACUGGGGCACAUUCUGAUUCUCUGAAUUAUUGGUUUGACAGUUACAUGCUCGGCCACUGGGCUCAUCCCUGGCCCCCGGUGUGGAAGAGGCUAAAUAAGGUGACAGUGCAUUUAUGCUCCCCAGCAUGGCCUUUGGGGCAGGCUGGCAUCCUGAUGUGCCACUGUUGCUUAAGCUUUCCCGCUGGCUCGCUUUGCUUUUAAAAGUAACUUGGGUUGCAUUCUUCCCUCUGGACUAGAGUAGAAAUGCAGGGGAACCCCCUGUGGGGUUGAGAGGCAAAGCUGGCUCAGUUGUGUGCCCAGUUCCUCCCCUGGGCACUUUAGCAGGCUCCGAGCUUUCCCGGCAUGGGUCAUUCUGGUCCCAGGAUAAAUAGUCCAGGCUUCAGCAACACUCCUUUCCCAGCAAAGGCUGUGAAUUUAAAUUCUUUGUUGGUGUGUAUGUGCAGGCAUUGCUCUCGGGCACAUUCUCAACCUGUGUGGUUGGCCAGAAGUGGGACUGUGUCUCUGGCUGGCUUGAAGCCGGGCCUUGUGAGUUUCUGUCUGCUGAGCACUCAACAGAGUGGGGCCUGGGACCCAUCUCCCUCUGCAGCAGAGGCAGACCUUCCUCCACUUCUCAGUACUAAAUGAAGACCUCAACACCUUGCAGUUUUACUUCAUUUCCUGCUCCUUUCAGGGGCUGUGAGGGUUCCCAUGAGCUCAUGCCGUACAGUACUCAGCCCCGACUUUCUUCCAGGGGUUGACCAGGAACCCUAAACCGUCCGGAGUAGACUGUGCUGCUGUGCGUAUGGUGGCACCCCACUCUUCCUCCUGAGGGGCCAGGCCAUGUCUAAGUGGCCUCUGUCAGGGGUGGUAGGUCCGAAAGAAACUGCAGACACUACGAUGCGCUCCUCAAGCUGUCUUUUGUGCUUAGAUCAUCCAUAGGUGUUUUUUCCGCUUGAAGCUGCUAUAUCUUUAUUUAUUCAGGGUAUUUUCAUAUUGGAAGCCUUGGUUAGUCUGCUCUGGCUCUGGGUUUUGUUUAGAGAUUGGUUUAUUUCUGAACAUUCAAGAAAGGAGAAUGACUGGGUCCUCCCUCGUUCCCUCCCUCCCUCCCUCCUUUCCUUCCUCCCUUCCUUCCCUUUCCUCCCUUCUUUUCCUUCCUUCCUUCCUUCCUUCUCCUCUGGGGCCGGUAGUCUCCCUUUCUUAGAAAGGUUAUUGUAACUUUAAGGACAGGCUUCAAGUGGGAAGGUCCCUGCUUUUGCACUUCUCCCAGUGCAGGUCACACGAGGGGCAGACCCUGUCGCUGCAUUUCUGAACUGUGAAGGAGCCCAUUCAGGUGGGAGACUUCAGAUGGGCUCAGUACCUGUCCCAGCCACAGGCUCCUUGUCCACCUCUUCUCCCCUGCCCACCAGCUGCUGCUCGCAUAGGACCUUCCCGACAGGCUGUGCGUGUACAGCGCUCUGCGUCCCUCCUGGGCCCUCCAGCGGCAGACACUGGUGGGAGUUCCAGAGAUGCUCGGGUCUGAGCAGGCAGCAGGCAGAGCUGCAGUCAUCGAGACGUUAGAAACCAGUCUGAACGUGGUCUGUCUUUGAGAUGCCCAGGCUGGCAGAAAGCAGCUCACAAGUGUUGUUGCUCAUGGCGCGGCAAUGGACUGAAUUGUAAUAAAAAUGUUUGUUAUUUAAUCUUUGCCUCUGUAUUUUGAUACUUGAAUGACUUCCCCUUUUGUUUUACUGUACAUAUAAUUGUUAAUCUGUCUGAUUUUGUCUGAAUUAUAAACAUUUUGAGGUACCAAACAUAACCAAUCUGUGCAACAACAUAGACUGACCUCACUACCCAAGAGAGAGUGUAAAUAUUUCUGGGCUUCCAGCUUUGGUUUUGUUAUUUUCAUAACUGUACAACUUAGAACAGACUGAAUUAAUAAAUGAGAAGCAACAUGAA